GCUUCCUUCCUUUCGUGCUUCGGCAACAUGGCGGCUGCAAUGGCAGCCUCUGGUUCCUCCCCAACUUCGACUCCGGCUCCGACCCCAACUCCAGUCUCUGCCCCGGAUUCAGUACAGGCUGCCGCUCCAGCUCCCGCCCCGACCCCGCCACAGGCCCAGGGACAGGCCCCGGCGUCGGCACCUCCCCCGGCUGCCCCGACCCCGGCUCCGGCGCCGGCCCCUCUCGGGCCUGGGCUACCCGGGCCGUUCCCCGGCGGCCGCGUGGUGCGGCUGCACCCAGUAAUCCUCGCCUCCAUCGUGGACAGCUACGAGCGCCGCAAUGAGGGCGCGGGCCGCGUCAUCGGCACUCUGCUGGGAACAAUUGACAAACACUCAGUAGAAGUCACCAACUGCUUUUCAGUGCCGCAUAAUGAGUCUGAGGAUGAGGUUGCUGUGGACAUGGAAUUUGCUAAGAAUAUGUAUGAGUUACAUAAGAAAGUCUCUCCAAGUGAGCUUAUUUUGGGCUGGUAUGCUACAGGCCAUGACAUCACAGAACACUCAGUGCUGAUUCAUGAAUACUAUAGCCGGGAGGCUCAUAGUCCCAUUCAUCUCACUGUGGAUACUAGUCUCCAGAAUGGACGGAUGAGUAUCAAAGCCUAUGUCAGUGCUUCCAUGGGUGUCCCAGGAAAAACCAUGGGAGUGAUGUUCACUCCUCUGACAGUGAAAUAUGUCUACUAUGAUACUGAACGAAUUGGAAUUGACCUGAUCAUGAAGACCUGUUUCAGCCCCAACCGUGUGAUCGGCCUUUCGAGUGACCUGCAGCAAGUGGGUGGGGCCUCGGCCCGGAUACAGGACGCUCUGAGCACGGUGCUGCAGUACGCCGAGGAUGUGCUGUCUGGAAAGGUGUCGGCUGACAACACGGUGGGCCGCUUCCUGAUGGGCCUGGUGAACCAAGUUCCCAAAAUUGCUCCUGAGGACUUCGAGACCAUGCUGAACAGUAACAUCAACGACCUGUUGAUGGUGACCUACCUGGCCAACCUGACCCAGUCACAGAUUGCUCUCAUUGAGAAACUCGUGAGCCUGUGAGGAGACCCAGCGAGCAGCAGCUACAGCCGGCAACUCUGCCUGGUGCGGGGCCUCCCUCGGUCCCUGACGUGGAGGGCCGAGCAGAAGAAAAGGGACUCCUUUAACCAUCAUCUUUAAGUUGCCUGUUUCUGUAGAUGAGCUGUUUGUAACUCCAAAUAAACCAUAGACAUCCCUUUUACCCCUGGGUAAGGGAUCGAGUGUGACCUCUCCCUUGGGGGAGGGAAUGCUAACUUGGAAACGCUUUUGAAAUCAAGAAAUAAAUGCUUUUGAGGCACUGGGCAAGGAA
This is a messenger RNA of Gracilinanus agilis (Agile Gracile Mouse Opossum), 1351 nucleotides long. It is a transcript of the gene EIF3F, whose product is annotated as eukaryotic translation initiation factor 3 subunit F. Bases 28 to 1065 code for a protein of 345 amino acids. NCBI's taxonomy places the organism in Eukaryota, Metazoa, Chordata, Mammalia, Didelphimorphia, Didelphidae. Gene Ontology annotation, molecular function: translation initiation factor binding; metallopeptidase activity; translation initiation factor activity. Gene Ontology annotation, biological process: translational initiation. The transcript is spliced from 8 exons. The record is from RefSeq and is a predicted model, not a curated record. Gene Ontology annotation, cellular component: eukaryotic translation initiation factor 3 complex, eIF3m.